Miscanthus lutarioriparius is the source of this 1227-nucleotide messenger RNA. Lineage: Eukaryota; Viridiplantae; Streptophyta; Magnoliopsida; Poales; Poaceae. The record is from the annotation of a GenBank genome assembly.
AUGAAGAUAUCUUUGUUGAUUGGCACACAUGAUACUAUAUAUCCAAAUAUAACAAGGGCAACAGUUCAUGAUAAUACCAAAUUGUAUCUUAGUGUUUGUUUGUUAGCAAGAAUUGAAAUAAAGAUGGAUAGAUCUUGGAUCAACAGUAGGAUGUUCAGCGAGGAACACAUGAAUGGGGUGAAUGAAUUCAUGACCUUUGUUUCCGAGAGAUUCAAUGAUGAUGAAGAGAUGCUCUGUCCAUGUCAUAAGUGUUUGAAUUGGGUUUGCAAACCUAAAGGACAGGUGCAGGAUCACUUGUAUAUUUAUGGGAUGGCUACUACUUACACUAUAUGGAUACAUCAUGGUGAACCAUUGGAGGUUGUACCACAUGAAAUUGAUGACCAUGUUGAUGAACAUACUAGUCUCAAUGAGGAUUUUGGCAUGAAUGUGGAUGAGGAAGAUGACCCUGAUGAUGGAAUUCGUGGUAUGGUAGAGGAGUUGUACACAGCUAAAGAGGAAGGUAAAGGGACAAAGUCUAUGUUUGCAAUUCUAAUGGAAGAGAUGAAGCAACAAUUGUCCCCUAGUGGUCCUUGCACAAGGUUUUCUUUUGUGGUGAAGUUACUUCAUAUCAAGUCAUUUUACCGGAUUUCUAAUGGUGGAUUCACAGCGAUACUGAAGUUGUUGUCAUCAUCAUUCCCAAAUUGCUCUAUUCCUGCAUCAUACCAGGAAGCAAAGAGACUUAUCCGUGCAUUGGGGCUCGGAUACAAUUCAAUCCAUGCAAUUCUUAGAGGUCCAGUACAAUAUGGAUGGAUGUACCCAGUAGAAAGAAGGUUGUUAACAUUGAAACAGUUUGUGAGGAACAUGGCAAGGCCUGAAGGGUCCAUUGCAGAAGCAUAUGUUGCCGCUGAGUGCUUGACUAUUUGCUCGAGGUACUUUGAUGAUGAUGUUGAGACACGACACAAUCAAGAGGGCAGGAAUAGAGAGCGUGUUGCAAUUGUGAGAGGAGACCUAUCUGUUUUCCAGCAUGGAGCUGAUGUUCUUGGAGCACCAAGUCUUACAUAUCUUGAGCAUGAUUAUGAAAAAAUGGUUUGGAUAUACAAGAAAGAGUUGGAGAAUGAAGGAUGUCCUAAUGUUCAAAAAACCCUUGAGAAGCAAUUUUCUUCAUGGUUUAAGAAGCACCACUACUAUUCUAUUCUAGUGUUCUGGUAUUCUGUACACUGCAUCUGUGGUUGGUGGCUUGAAUCUUGA